CAUCAGCGUCAUUAAUUUUACUUACGUGUCUGGUGAUCGUUUUGCCUAUUCCCCAACAACCCAGCCCCAAACCUUGACAUGUUGUUCCAGUAGAUCUCGUGCAUUGUUUUCAUGCAGCUCUGUGCUCUGUUUCAGGAUCGCUUUCACCCCUGCAAAGAAAUGUCUUGCUACGACCUGUGCCCCACCACCAGCAGCAUCGCCUGCCCCCAGCCCGUCGCUAACAGCUGCAAUGAGCCAUGUGUUCGCCAGUGCCCCGACUCCACGGCCUUCAUCCAGCCGCCCCCCGUCGUCGUCACCUUCCCCGGCCCCAUCCUCAGCUCCUUCCCCCAGCAAGCCGUGGUGGGCUCCUCCGGAGCACCGGCCUUUGGGGGCUCCCUGGGGCUGGGGGGCCUCUACGGCGCUGGGAGCCUCUAUGGUUAUGGGGGCUCUCUGGGAUAUGGGGCCCAGUACGGAUACGGGAGUUCAGCCCUCUCCACGCUCGGCAGCGGGUACUGCAGCCCGUACUCCUCCCGCCGGUACAGCCGCUUCCUCCGCAGCAGCUGUGGGCCCUGCUAAAGGCAGCAGGGAGGUCUCAGAAGAGCCACACAUGAAGGCCCAAACGCAGAGCAAU
Messenger RNA from Phalacrocorax carbo (great cormorant), 610 nucleotides. The record is from RefSeq and is a predicted model, not a curated record. NCBI's taxonomy places the organism in Eukaryota, Metazoa, Chordata, Aves, Suliformes, Phalacrocoracidae.